Molecule: messenger RNA, 540 nt
Organism: Laetiporus sulphureus 93-53
Lineage: Eukaryota; Fungi; Basidiomycota; Agaricomycetes; Polyporales; Laetiporaceae
Exons: 1
Source: RefSeq, a predicted model, not a curated record
CUGCCGCGGCUUCCGAUCGAGGUGUGGGAGAACGCGAUCAACCAUCUGUGGUACGACAAGCGUACUUUGAGGAACUGCAUCCGCACCUGCCGAGCAUGGUACCCUCCGAGUCACUUCCACUUGGUCGGUUUCAUCCAGGUCUCGACUGUCACGGCAGUAAUGGCAUGUGCGAAGAAGCUGAAGCAGACGCCCGAGCUGUCGAAGCGGCCGCACAACAUGCACAUAGGGGGCGAUUUCCCAUAUCAUUUCCCGACGCACAUCGACUUCUCAGUACUGUCUCUAGCGGCGAUCGUGCUCGCUCCCAAGCUGCUUCGGCUGAAGCGGCUCACAAUCCGGCGUGCAGAGUGGCAGCCGUGGAGGAUGCACAAAGACGUCUGCCUGCAUCUCUCCGCCUUCUCCGUCACUCGCCUCGUUCUCGAUGAUGUCGCAUUCCCUUCGGUCAAUGUCUUUGGGCACCUCGUCUGUGCCCUGCCGCACCUGGCCGAUCUCCAAUGCAGCGAUCUGAAGUUCACGCAUUACCACUUCCACCGCGAUACGUUU